Molecule: messenger RNA, 1239 nt
Organism: Fusarium musae
Lineage: Eukaryota; Fungi; Ascomycota; Sordariomycetes; Hypocreales; Nectriaceae
Exons: 2
Coding region: 1-1239 (412 amino acids)
Molecular function (GO): protein binding
Source: RefSeq, a predicted model, not a curated record
AUGGCAACACGUGGUAUCAAGACAACCAAGAUCUGGGACAUCAGAACAGGACAGGUAGUCCACACCCUCGUCAGCCCGCCACGUCCGCUGGGUAUGGAAUUCGACGGAGAUAUGCUCCUCAUUGCAAGUCGCAAUAACUGCAUAGACAGUUGGAAGUUGGGUCAUAACGUACGUCCCGAGUCGGUGCGCAGACCAUGGGGUGAUGCCAAUCCACCAGAGGCAAACAGAAUACCACUGAGCGGGGUUCCGUGCGCUCUUUCUCUCGCCACCAGCCAUGGCAUGCUUGCUGUAGCCUACAAUGGACAGCCCAUUAUCCUAUGGGAUAUGGAAGAGGACACUUAUGCCGGUAGCUGCGGAAAGAAGCUCUCAAAUGGGGAGACUUCCACGCAUGUCAUCGUAGCGCUUGCGUUCAACCCCAAUCCCGACAUAGGCCUUCUUGCAGUUGCAUAUCUCGACGGCGAUCUCGCUCUACUUGAUCCUUAUACCGACCGGCAGCUGGAGUGUUUCCGUGCCAACUGCCAAACCCUUGCCCCAAGCCCCAAUGGACGUUUUCUUGCAGCAGGUUGUGCCAAUGGAAUCAUCCAUGUUUACGAGUUUGAUACGUUUAAGCUCCUCUAUAGGGUCAAGUCAAGUAACUCAUACAUAAAGCAACUUGCUUUCUCCAAGGACAGUAUGCUACUCGCCGAUAUACGAGGUAGCCAGUGCACUGUGUGGAAACCGGAAGCACUGUUGCGGGAGUCCCUGAGCGAUGACAGCAGUGGCCUCACUUCUGCGACUUUGAUUGAGACGGUUUCUCUGGAGGCGAAAGCGAAGGUAACUUCUAUGGCGCUCCAUCACAAGUCUACAGUCAUCCUUUGUGGGAAGGAUGAUGGGUCGGUCGUGUUCUAUGAGCGAAAAACAGGAGCAAGUUUGGGCGUGCUCUACAAGCACAAAUCUGCAGUUCGUUUGUUGGUUUGGAUUGAAAAUAGAGAUGCUCUCCUCAGUGUCGAUGCUUCCAACCGGAUCUUUUUAUACAGGAUCCAAAUGUCAACGGACAAAGGCUGGCUCACUGAUCCAGUAGAACUCUUCAAGACCCGCCUCGACUCUGAGAAGGCAAUCACAGAUGUCUCAAUAGGAGACGUCGCGGCCAAAUUCCUGGUAUCAACUCGCGAGUCCGAUCAUCUGUUCGACUUAAAUGACGCGCCUGAUUUGUGUGGACAAUGUCAAAAUAAGCGCCCACAGCUGGCCCAACUUGACUGA